Molecule: messenger RNA, 4280 nt
Organism: Hippocampus comes (tiger tail seahorse)
Lineage: Eukaryota; Metazoa; Chordata; Actinopteri; Syngnathiformes; Syngnathidae
Product: potassium voltage-gated channel subfamily H member 8-like
Exons: 14
Coding region: 180-2789 (869 amino acids)
Biological process (GO): regulation of membrane potential; potassium ion transmembrane transport
Cellular component (GO): plasma membrane
Molecular function (GO): voltage-gated potassium channel activity
Source: RefSeq, a predicted model, not a curated record
UGCUCUUCUGGUGUCUGUUGGACAUUGUGCCAAUUAAGAAUGAAAAGGGGGACGUGGUGCUCUUUCUGGCUUCGUUCAAGAACAUCACUGACGUUAAAGCCAAAAGCAUCCAAGAGGACAAGAAAGAAGAGCGACGGCGUGGCAGGAUCAGAACAAGCUCUCCGUUCAGCUCAGCUCGAAUGCGGAGCAGCGCCGUGCUCUACCACGUCUCGGGGCACCUCCACAGCAGAAAGAAGAGCAAAAUUAAGCUCAAUAAGAAUGUGUUUGGCGACCCUCCUGCCCUUCCAGAGUACAAGGUAGCAGAUGCCAAAAAGUCCAAAUUCAUCCUGCUGCAUUAUAGCACAUGCAAGGCCGGCUGGGACUGGCUGAUCCUGCUCGCCACUUUCUACGUGGCCGUGACUGUGCCGUACAACGUCUGCUUCAUCGGCGACGACGACGACCUCACCCGCAGCACGACCGUCAGUGACAUCGCCGUGGAGAUUCUCUUCAUCUUGGAUAUUGUCUUCAAUUUCCGCACCACCUACGUCAGCAAGUCAGGCCAAGUGAUCUUUGACGCUCGGCAGAUUUGCUUUCACUACCUGACCACCUGGUUCAUCAUUGACCUGGUGGCCGCCUUGCCCUUUGACCUGCUCUAUGCCUUCAAAGUCAGCGUGGUGUCUGUGGUGCACUUGUUAAAAACGGUGCGCCUGCUGCGUUUGCUUCGCCUCCUCCAGAAAAUGGACCGCUACUCGCAGCACAGCACCGUGGUGCUGACCCUGCUCAUGUCCAUGUUCGCCCUGCUGGCCCAUUGGAUGGCCUGCAUCUGGUACAUCAUCGGGAAAAUGGAAAUGGAGGCCAACUCCUACAACUGGGAUAUCGGGUGGCUCCACGAGCUGGCAAAGCGUCUCGAGUCGCCGUACUACCCCAUCGGAAGCGCCAACACCACCGCCACCACCAGCGGGCCCGCCAUCCGCAGCGUUUACGUCGCCUCUCUGUAUUUCACCCUCAGCAGCCUCACCAGCGUGGGCUUCGGCAACGUGUCGGCCAACACGGACGUGGAGAAAAUCUUUUCCAUUUGCGUCAUGCUCAUAGGAGCGCUGAUGCACGCAUUGGUCUUUGGCAAUGUGACAGCCAUAAUCCAGAGGAUGUACUCCCGCUGGUCGCAGUAUCACACCAGGACCAAAGACCUCAAGGACUUUAUACGAGUGCAUCAUCUGCCGCACGGCCUGAAGCAGCGAAUGCUGGAGUAUUUUCAGACAACCUGGUCAGUCAACAACGGCAUCGACUGUAAUGAGCUGCUGAAGGACUUCCCGGAUGAGCUCCGCUCCGACAUCACCAUGCACCUCAACAAAGAGAUCCUGGAAUUGUCACUCUUCGCCUCAGCCAGCCGGGGCUGCCUGCGCUCUCUGUCGCUGCACAUCAAGACCACCUUCUGUGCUCCCGGAGAGUAUCUCCUCCGGGAGGGCGACGCCCUGCAGGCCAUCUUCUUCGUGUGCUCCGGUAGCAUGGAGGUCCUGAAGGAUGGCAUGGUGUUGGCAAUUCUCGGUAAAGGAGAUCUGAUUGGAGCCAACCUCUCCUUAGACGACCGAGUGAUCAAAACCAACGCGGAUGUGAAAGCGCUGACCUACUGCGACCUGCAGUGUAUUAACUUGAAGGGUCUGUACGAGGUGCUGGAUCUCUACCCGGAGUACUCGCAUCAUUUUGUGCAGGACAUCCAGCAGGAUCUCACCUACAACCUGAGGGAGGGACAAGAGUCACAUGCACAUUUCCCCUCUUUGGCUGUCUUCCAGGUGAAGGCUCGACUCUCCACAGCAGCUCUUGAUCCUCAGCCAGGUGUGAAAAGGAAUGGGCGACUUGUUCAGGGUUGUGCGCCUCUCGCCGAGGCCCGGGGGGCACAUGACAGGGACAUGAGGGAAGAUGAUGAUUGUUUGUCAUCGGAGCAGAACAGAGCGGUGACCCUCAGGGGCGCCGCUGGGUCGACUCCAAUGGGCCAAGCCAAUCGUGGAAGCGCAGAACGGAGCUCUGAAAAGUCUCGCGGGAUGAGCCCGGGUAUUACACCGGUCACUCUAAGCCCUUCCGACCUGAGCCCCAGAAUAGUGGACGGAACAGAGGACGCCGGCGGGACGGAAAGUUUGCUGCCGUUCCCUGGCUUCUCUUGCCACCGCGGUUGCCAUGACAACGAUCCCACCAGUGCCUCAGCGUCCACCACAGAAAUGCCACACAUCAGCACGGCGGAAUUAGCGGCAAAAGCGGAGGACACCAGAGGACAACUCCGACAUCUCAACCAACAGGUGCUAAACCUAGGCAGGGAAGUAGCGGAUCUGGGCCAGGUGAUGAAGCGGAUGGCCCAGCUCAUGGAGACCCUGAUGUCAUCCGGGCCCCAAACAACGGUGGCGUGCUCCUCGCACCGCAUUCACUUGCCCCACACUGACCCUCCUCCGUGCUACCCUUGCCCUCCCUCUUCUUCUCAGACUCCCUCCAUCUGGACGGACACGCCCCCCUCGCGGCCCCAAGCCACGUGCCGCGCCGUCUCCCGCGCGCAUACGCCCCGGGAGCCGCAGCUCGGGUACGCCCCCAGGCCCUUUCAAGCGCAACCCUCCUCCAUCAUGGCAGAGGCACGCGUGACUUCCUCGCCUUUCAGCUCACCGGAGACCCACCGAUGCAAAGACGGGUUUUCUACCUCUAUCAGGUCAAGGGUACGCGGUCCACCUCCGCAGGACGGGAGUGGCGUAAACCCUCAGUGGAGCUCCGGGCGCUCCCCUCAGUGUGGACUCAUGCAGAUCUACCAGAACCAAACGAAGAGUUUAUAGCAGGCCUCUCCGUAAACUUUUCUUUUUUUUUUCUGGGAAUGAUCACAUCAUUGGAUGAUAAUAUUUUGCAGGGAGGCAAGGUCACGCUUUGCUUUGGAGACGCGCAAUGAGAAAAUCCACUUGCAUGAAAACAAAUUAGUUGUUAGCAUUAGCCCCUAGCAAUUUAGCGUGUGUAUUACGACAGGGUUGAAAGGUUGAUGGCAAACAAACCAGACCCCUCCCCCCGCACCCCUCUUCUGCCACCCAACUAACCCCUGAGGCACCUUACAAUUUUGAAGCAAUAGACACACGGUCGACUCUUUCUACCCGUGCGAUUUUAUUAUUGGACUCCACGAUUUUAUACCGUUUUCAGGGCCAAAAUGAAGCGGGUGUGCUCCCCGCGCUGUCAAAACGAAGGCUACGAAAGACAAUACCUCUGAGGAACCCUUAACAAGGUGGGAAGUCUUGAAUGGAGGCGGGCAUUUGGUGACAAAAGCCAUCUUCAGCCAACCAACCCUCCUCCCCAACUCUCACUGCUCUUUUCCAAGGACCCCCACCCCCGAUUGGUCCUAAUUAUCCACCGCGUUGGAGGGAUGAGGAACAAGAGGCUGGACAUAUUGUGCGCUUUUACGACUGGUCCUCGGGGAAGGGGGGAGUCGAGUCGGGUGCUGGCUACCGUUGGCCUCGAGCAACUCGAACGGGGGUCUGCUGUCGUCUGUCACACUAAGCAGGCUUUGCCUCUCCCUCUCUGGCUCUUUCCCAAGCUUUCCCCCACUUUCCCAACACCGCCUCUGUCCUCCUUGCUUUCCUUUUCUCUCUCUGCAUGCUUUCCGAGCACUUUUUUGCUGUAGACGCACAUUCACAUACAUAUGCCGCAUGUCCCGACGAGGGGAAACCAGCUCGCCCGUUUUAUCCUUCUAUUGAAAUGAAACACUCUUUUAAUAACCAAACGUGACAUUUACCGUUGCCUCUUUAUUGGAUGUGUGUUGCUUUUUGAAAAAAGCCAGGUCAUUUCAAAGCCUAAAGUCGUCAGAUGCAUCCCUGUUUGUUGGAGCAGACCCAUAAUAAAUUGGUUCACGGUCCACGUCGAAGGCUGCUUCGCUGAUUUCCGAUCAAGGGUUUUGCGGCUACGACGUAUCGUUUUCUCACCGGGGGAAGAACAAAGGCAAUAUUCACGUAGAAAUGCACAAUAUUUAAGACUUUUAUAUUUAUAUGAAUGUAUCAACACCAAAAUAAUGUAUUUUUUUACCUUGAAGAAUGCAAGACUUUAGGAUAGCGGUUCUGUAUUGUACGAGGUAGUGCCGGUUUUGUCGGACGACACAAGCGGGAUCCCGACUCUCCUCCCAGGAGGUUUUCUGUUGCUUUGCAUUCGUGUCCAGUCGGUUAUGUAUGACACUAACCUUGCACAUGGAAUGUACUGGAAUCAAUCGUUUUACCCUCCCUUUUAGAUUUUGAUAUCCGGUACAAGAAUUGCUAUGCUAAUAAAUGACAAACAUGACUGUUAAGUCAGAA